Messenger RNA from Mugil cephalus (flathead mullet), 4940 nucleotides. It is a transcript of the gene dnm1a, whose product is annotated as dynamin 1a. Gene Ontology annotation, cellular component: membrane; cytoplasm; microtubule. The record is from RefSeq and is a predicted model, not a curated record. Lineage: Eukaryota; Metazoa; Chordata; Actinopteri; Mugiliformes; Mugilidae. The transcript has 24 exons. Gene Ontology annotation, molecular function: GTPase activity; microtubule binding; GTP binding. Bases 219 to 2795 code for a protein of 858 amino acids.
CUCCCCCCUGCGGUGCUUGGAGGAGUGAAGUGCGUUGGAGAGAUCUGACACACCGAGGAGCCGCCGUCAAUGAGGGAGCAAACCGAGGACUGAGCCGGUUCGUGUCCGCAGAUCAACGCCCUCUGAACGGUGGCGAGGAGGGACGCGCACGGGGGAAAAAACACGAAAUAAAUCCCUGAUCUGUCGAGGAGGACAGCCCUUCAUCUCGCAGAGCAAAGAUGGGGAACCGGGGAAUGGAGGAUUUGAUUCCUCUGGUGAACCGCAUGCAGGAUGCUUUCUCCGCCAUCGGUCAAAACGCCAACCUGGACCUGCCGCAGAUCGCCGUGGUGGGCGGACAGAGCGCGGGGAAGAGCUCGGUGCUGGAGAACUUCGUCGGGAAGGACUUCCUUCCCCGUGGCUCUGGCAUCGUGACCCGUCGUCCUUUGGUCCUGCAGCUGAUGAACGCACCCACAGAAUAUGCUGAGUUCCUCCACUGUAAGGGCAAGAAGUUCACAGAUUUCGAUGAGGUGCGGCAGGAGAUCGAGGCCGAGACUGACCGGAUCACGGGGGCCAACAAGGGCAUCUCCCCCGUGCCCAUCAACCUGCGAGUCUACUCCCCUCACGUGCUGAACCUGACGCUGGUGGACCUGCCGGGGAUGACCAAGGUGCCGGUGGGCGACCAACCUGCAGACAUCGAGUCUCAGAUUAAAGAAAUGCUGAUGCAGUUCGUCACCAAAGAGAACUGCCUGAUGCUGGCCGUGUCCCCGGCCAACUCCGAUCUAGCCAACUCUGACGCUUUAAAGAUUGCCAAAGAGGUCGACCCUCAGGGGAUGAGGACCAUCGGUGUGAUCACCAAGCUGGACCUGAUGGACGAGGGGACGGACGCUAAAGACAUCCUGGAGAACAAGCUGCUUCCACUCAGGAGGGGUUACAUUGGCGUGGUGAACAGAAGCCAGAAGGACAUAGACGGAAGAAAGGACAUUAAUGCUGCCAUGGCCGCAGAGAGGAAGUUCUUCCUCUCCCACCCCGCGUACAGACACCUGGCUGACCGCAUGGGCACCCCCUAUCUCCAGAAAAUCCUCAAUCAGCAACUGACCAACCACAUCCGGGACACCCUUCCUGCUCUGCGGGCCAAGCUGCAGAGCCAGCUUCUCUCCAUAGAAAAGGAGGUGGACGAGUACAAGAACUUCAGACCGGACGACCCAUCCCGCAAAACCAAGGCUCUCCUCCAGAUGGUGCAGCAGUUCUCUGUGGACUUCGAGAAGUGCAUAGAGGGCUCCGGGGAUCAGAUUGACACGGCCGAGCUGUCGGGUGGCGCCAGGAUCAAUCGCAUCUUCCACGAACGCUUCCCCUUUGAGCUGGUCAAGAUGGAGUUCGAUGAGAAGGAGCUCCGCAAGGAAAUCAGCUACGCUAUCAAGAACAUUCACGGCAUCAGAACUGGCCUCUUCACCCCGGACAUGGCCUUUGAGACCAUUGUGAAAAGGCAGAUUGGGAAGAUAAAAGAGCCUUGCACCAAAUGUGUGGACAUGGUCAUUUCUGAGCUAGUCAAUACGGUUAGGCAGUGUACCAAGAAGCUGGCUCAGUAUCCCAUGCUGAGGGAGGAGAUGGAGAGAAUUGUCACCCAGCAUAUCAGAGACAGGGAAAACCGCACAAAGGGCCAGGUGCUGCUGCUGAUAGACAUCGAGUUGAGCUACAUGAACACCAACCAUGAGGACUUCAUUGGAUUUGCCAAUGCUCAGCAGAGGAUCAGCCAAAUGAGCAAGAAGAAGGCAGCUGGCAACCAGGAUGAAAUCAUGCCGGAGAGAGGAGUUAACGAUCGGUUCAAGGUGAUCAGGAAGGGCUGGCUGACCAUUAACAAUAUCGGCAUCAUGAAGGGAGGAGCUAAGGAGUACUGGUUUGUCCUCACCGCCGAGUCUCUGUCCUGGUACAAGGACGAUGAGGAGAAGGAGAAGAAGUACAUGCUGCAGGUUGAUAACCUGAAGUUGCGCGAUGUGGAGAAGGGCUUUAUGUCCAGCAAGCAUAUUUUUGCCCUCUUCAACACAGAGCAGAGAAACGUGUAUAAGGACUACCGUCAGCUGGAGCUGGCCUGCGAGAGCCAGGAAGAUAUCGACGCGUGGAAGGCCUCCUUCCUCAGAGCGGGAGUUUAUCCUGAACGCGUCACGGAGAAGGAAGGAAAGAGCGACGGCGGUGACGAAAAUGGCUCCGACAACUUCAUGCACAGCAUGGACCCUCAGCUGGAGCGGCAGGUGGAAACUAUUCGCAACCUGGUCGACUCCUACAUGGCCAUCGUCAACAAGACCGUCCGCGACUUGAUGCCAAAGACCAUCAUGCAUCUCAUGAUUAAUAACACUAAGGAGUUCAUCAACGCGGAUCUGCUGGCCCAGCUCUACUCCUGCGGCGACCAGAACAGUCUGAUGGAGGAGUCUCAGGAGCAGGCCCAGCACCGUGACGAGAUGCUGCGGAUGUACCACGCCCUGAGGGAGGCCCUCCUCAUCAUCGGCGACAUCAGCACCACCACCGUGACGACUGCCAUGCCGCCGCCUGUGGACGACUCCUGGCUGCAGGUGCAGAGGAGCGGCUCGGGAGGAAGGUCUCCAGCGACCAGUCCAACUCCAAACCGCAGGGCUCCACCAGGACCCCCCGCCCGCCCAGGCUCUCGUGGACCUCCCCCCGGGCCCCCUCCCGCUGGGGGACCCCCCGUCCCGUCUCGCCCCGGAGCUUCUCCCGACCCUUACAGUGGGCCGCCGCCCACCGUGCCCUCCCGGCCUAACCGCGCACCCCCAAGCGUGCCCAGAAUCACUAUCACUGACCAGUGAGGACUAACACUGCUGUCGGAGACCCCCACCUUCUCCAACCCACUAGACCUCUGAGCUCCUCCCACCCUCCUCCAUCCGUUCCUCCUCCGGGAUGAGAGGACACAGACAACAGCGCCACCUUCCUGUCGUUUUCUGCCUCACCCCGACCCCGCGACCGGCUCCCUUCUCCUGCUUCUCCCUUAAAACGAGCCACGUCUCUCUCUCUGCGUUCCGCUACUGCUCCCCUCCUCACCCUCCUCAGCCCUCUGUCACCGCGCAGAGAUGCAGAAUACUUGAAAACUCACUUGCAUGACUCAAAACACGUUGCACCCGUGGACAUUUACUAUGUCGAGACUAAAGAAACAAACUCCUGCUCACACAAUAUACAGUAUAUCUUAAAACCAAGGGGGGUGAACGCAUUUAGCAUGACACUAUGCCUGAGUAUUUCCAAUGGGUAUUCUUUUAUUUUCCUUUAAGGAAAUACUUCACCCUGGGGGGAAAAAAUGUUUCAUAUCUAUAUGUAAAAAAAGGAGCAUUUCAUGUUGCAAAGUAACCGUGGGACACUCUUUUAUCUUUUAAUUUCUCACUGCUGUAUUCUGGUUCUUAUCUGUAACCGUGGUCCCCUUAAAAUCUCAGGCGAGGACACACUUCCAGCACAUUUGUUGUUUUUAAUAAUACCAGUAGAAGAGAGAUGGAUCUUUAUGCUUUUGAGAUUUUCCCUUUUUUGAGGUUUUCCUCUUGCCAAAUGAGUUGCAUUUUUCUCUCCAUUCGACUCUUAGGAGUUGCCCCACCCUCCGUUCUCCCCCUUUUUCUUUUGAAAACCUGCACCUAUCGCUCACUCACAGGAGGGAGGAAUCGGCCUACAGACUCCCCCCCACCCCCACUCCCCUCCCCUUCCUCUUCCUCCCCAUACAGGAUGACAUGAGGAGCUUUCUGGAUUAUUAUUUUAUUUUACCUGCUCUGUUCUCCUCCCCCUGUGUUUUACCUUCACUUCGAGUGGACAACCGAACCGUAUUCUCCCAGAACCGCUGUUGUCUGUGCUUCCACAGAACCUAUGCAACAAAAUGGUUUCUCAGUCUUUUCAUUAAAAAAAAGGUGCCUCCCAUGGCUCUUUUCCCCUCUUUCCUCUUCUCCUCUUCUCCUCUCCAUACAAACAUUUAGUACUGCGUUAUUUAAUCGAGGCGGGAUCUUAAUAGAAAGUGCAAUAUAUAUAUAUACACACGUGUAUGGGGGAUAACUGCAUGGCACCAGUCACACAAGAAUCAGAGUGUAUUUCUAAAACACGAGAGGAGGGGGAAUUAGUGGCCAGGGUUGCACCGUGAGACUGUUAGACAACCCCUCACACAUCAUUUCUGAUGCUCUGUCACGGAUGGCGUUUAAUCCAGUUUGAUGACCGUGAUUUCUCUUUUUUUUUCUGCCCCUCUUCGCCCCUUCCCUCUUUUGUUCUUUUCUUCCUUCUCUCAGUGGUCACGGGGGUGAGUGAGAACACGAAAGCAGCCACAGUCUAUGCAUUAAUCUAGCUCCUUCUGUUUCACCCUCACGUCGCCUCGUCUCGAGGGCCCGCGAACUCGACCCCGUCGUUUCACCCACGUACUUUCCACCGCUCGACUCUUCUGUCACGUGUUGUGUUGUAUUUUUGACCCCGUGCAGUACUGUGCAGUACAGUACAGUACAGUACGGCCACUUAAAUCCUCUUGAAACACGUCACCGGCCCCUCGUGCGUCUUGACUGCAAAGCAUAUUAUUAUUUAACGGUAAAUAGUUUAUUAUGGACAUAUCUUAAUGUGUUAUUCUGUAUAUGUGUGGUGCAUCUUAUUGGACACUGUCUAGAGAGUUUAGUCUGCGAUGUAAGAAACUGCUGAAUAGUUAAAUUAUUAUGAACAUAUAAGGAAAUAAUGCUGGGAAAAUACUUAAAAAAAAAAAAAAAAAAAUACCGUGACGUAUGUGGACGUUGGCAGGUUGUUUGAUACGUUUUGCUUGUAGUGGAGAGGGUGUUUUUGUUUUUCUGGCCCCUCCCUGUGUGGACAGCGGCGAAGGGAAGGGGCAGCGUGAGUGUGUGUGCGUGUGCAGCAACCGAAGUCCUGCAAACUGUUGUGGAUGAGAGGCUGACUUUAACCUGCAGGACUGCUGUGCUCUGUCAACAAAUUAAAAACUUCAGUGUAACGAG